This is a messenger RNA of Salvia hispanica, 1161 nucleotides long. Its product is annotated as putative ATP synthase 24 kDa subunit, mitochondrial. The record is from RefSeq and is a predicted model, not a curated record. Lineage: Eukaryota; Viridiplantae; Streptophyta; Magnoliopsida; Lamiales; Lamiaceae. Gene Ontology annotation, biological process: pollen development.
AGGGGCCCAGCUAAGGAAACGACGGCGUUUUCCGAUCCCAUCACUGUCCUUUCCGACAUAUGAUAUCCACCUAGGUCAGUUCCAAUCGAAGCUUUCUCCAACUCCAAAUCCCAAAAUGGCUUUCGCCGCUCGAUUCCUCUCGAGAUCCACACGCCAGUUGUAUGCUGGGCAAAGUGUUCUUCGAGCGGAGUAUGCCGUUCCUGCGCGUUCCUUUGCCAAAGGAGCUGGCAGCGCUCCCUCCUCCUUGAAGGGUGAUGAGAUGUUGAAGGGUAUAUUUCUUGACGUUAAGAAGAAAUUUGAGACAGCCAUGGGGAUCUUAAGGAAAGAGAAGAUCACCAUUGCUCCUGAAGAUCCUGCUGCUGUGGAGCAGUAUGCCAAAGUCAUGCAGACUGUAAGAGAAAAGGCUGAUCUUUUUUCGGAGUCACAGAGGAUCAAGUACACAAUUGAUACACGAACACAAGACAUUCCUGAUGUUCGUUCCUACUUGCUAGCCGUGAAGGAAAUAAGGGUGAAGAGAGGCCUUACUGAUGAACUAGGCGCAGAGACUAUGAUGAUAGAUGCACUGAACAAAGUUGAGAAGGAAUUGAAUAAACCUCUCUUGAGAAACGAUAAAAAGGGGAUGGACCUGCUGAAGGCAGAGUUUGAUAAGGUCAACCAAAAGCUCGGCAUUCGUAGAGAAGAUCUGCCGAAGCUUGAGCAGCAGUUGGAACUUAAACUUGCAAAAGCCCAACUUGAAGAGCUGAAGAAAGAUGCUCUUGAAGCCAUGGAAACUCAGAAGAAACGGGAAGAGUUUAAGGAUGAAGAGAUGCCUGAUGUGAAGUCACUAGACAUCCGAAACUUCCUUUAGACUGAAAUUCACACCUAUCUUGUGUACGUGUUUUUUUUGCCUUGUUCUCUCUUGGGCAAUUCCCUGAGUGGGAGAUAUAUUGCUGCUGACUGAUUGAAGAGGAACACACAUAAGAGUCCUGCCUUUGUUUAAUAAUAAUACUACGUCAGGAAUUUUCUAAGACAUACACUCGAAGGUUUGAUAUCCGAUGCUCAUGUUUCAUAAAUGAUGCAUUGUAUUGAAACAAACUAUAGUUGUGCUGCAUCUUAGCUCAAUAUUUCUUUGUACUAUCCCCUUUCAGUAUAGGCUCAAAAUCUGAGUAUUUUCUUCUCUCC